UUCCAUCAAAAUCAUGCGGCUAAUUUUACUAUUUCUAGCAGUGUUUCUUUGUCGUGUGACUGCUCACCAAUGCGACGCAGAAACUGAGUGCUCGGACGAUGAAACUUGCUGUAAGCUCGGAGACAACACGUGGGGAUGCUGCCCGAUGCCGAAUGCCGUGUGCUGUGACGAUAGGUCCCAUUGCUGUCCAACAGGGACCACUUGUGAUCCACAAGGAGCUAGAUGCAUUGGAGCUGACGAGAAGCAUGUUCCAAUGAAAAAGAAGAAGCCCGCCAGAAAAACUGUGGAGAGGAAUCAGUUCAAUGAAGUCGUCUGCCCGGACAAGGCUAGCAAGUGCCCAGAUGGUUCGACGUGCUGUCUGUUGGAGCAGGGAAGCUACGGAUGUUGCCCGGUGCCGAAUGCGGUGUGCUGCGCAGAUAUGUUGCACUGCUGUCCGAAUGGAUUUACGUGUCACGGGCAGUUUUGCUCGCAGAAUUUCGCCAUGAUCCCACACCUGCGGAAGUUCGCCUCCACCUCCAUCCAUCGCAAGCCAGCAGUGGAGUUCCUUUCCGAAGAAGAGGAGGAUGAUGAUGAUGAGGAAUCCACGUCAUCAGAGGAUCCAGAAAGCGAUGUGGACCCGAUUGCCUGUGGAGUUGGAAAGACGUGUCCAGCAAAAACCACGUGCUGUAAUGUCCGAGGAAAGAAUGGGGAGCCGAAGACGAUGUGUUGUCCAUUGAGCAACGCCAUCUGCUGUGAGAACACUUGCUGCCCAGCCGGCUAUCACUGUGUUGAUGGUGGAAAGUGCGAGAAGCACGCUAAAACUAUGAGAACCCGAUUCUGGAAUGUGAAGGAUGAUGAGGAUGAGGAUCAGAUUUAAUUUUACACGUUUAUUUUUUGAUUUUAUAUUUACAAUCAUAUCAUAACAAUCCAUUACAUUAUAUUACCCAUGUAUAAUUUUAAUACAAUACUAAAGUUUUUCCAU
Caenorhabditis elegans is the source of this 961-nucleotide messenger RNA. RefSeq names its product Granulins domain-containing protein (gene pgrn-1). The transcript is spliced from 4 exons. The coding region runs from base 14 to 856 and encodes 280 amino acids. Lineage: Eukaryota; Metazoa; Nematoda; Chromadorea; Rhabditida; Rhabditidae. Gene Ontology annotation, cellular component: extracellular region. The record is from RefSeq and is marked reviewed.